AUGGACUCCUUCAUCCUGUCCGUCAACGGGGUUCUUCACACUCCAGGAGACUCGAUGGACAGAGAAGACCCCUUUUCCGGUCCUCUCGCGUCCAUCGCCCCCUGGAACUACACCUUCCUGGCUUGUCUCAUGUUCAUCAUCACCUCGGUGUCCCUCACGGAGAACUUCACCGUCAUGCUGGUCACCUUCAGGUUCAAACAGCUCCGGCAGCCUCUGAACUACAUCAUCGUGAACCUCUCCGUGGCCGACUUCCUCGUGUCCCUCAUCGGUGGCACCAUCAGCUUCCUCACCAACGCGCAGGGUUACUUCUUCUUGGGCAAGUGGGCCUGCGUGCUGGAGGGCUUUGCCGUCACCUUCUUCGGGAUCGUGGCGCUCUGGUCCCUCGCCAUCCUCGCCUUCGAGCGUUUCUUCGUCAUUUGCCGUCCUCUCAAGAACGUGCGCCUGGGGGGUCGUCACGCUGCUCUGGGCCUGCUCUUCGUCUGGACCUUCUCCUUCAUCUGGACGAUCCCACCCGUGUUCGGCUGGAGCAGCUACACGGUCAGCAAGAUUGGCACCACGUGUGAGCCCAACUGGUAUUCUUCGGAUUUUUCGGACCACACCUACAUUAUCACCUUCUUCACCACCUGCUUCAUCCUGCCUCUGGGAGUCAUCAUUGGGUCAUAUGGAAAACUCAUGCAGAAGCUGAGGAAGGUUUCCAACACGCAUGGGAGGCUGGGUAAUACCCGCAAGCCAGACCAGGAAGUUGCCCGCAUGGUCAUUGUGAUGAUUGCAGCAUUCAUGGUGGGAUGGACCCCCUACGCGGCCUUCUCUAUCACUGUCACCAUCUGUCCAACGAUCCAUCUGGACCCGCGGGUUGCCGCCAUUCCCGCCUUCUUCUCCAAAACAGCUGCCAUCUACAACCCCAUCAUCUAUGUCUUCAUGAAUAAGCAGUUUAGGAAAUGCCUGAUCCAGCUUUUCAAAGGCAACAGUGCCGCCCUGAGCACACACCUGAAUCCCACGUCAGAUCGAGCGCCCGGCACGGCAGAGAGCAAGCUAGGCGAAAUGUCCACCAUUGCGGCCCGUAUCCCGGUAUCUGGUAGCAGCGUGGAGAGACCCGAGGAGGAGCACAGCGAAAGCAUCAGCACUGUCACUGAAAACAGAGUGUGUCCUGUUUAG
Molecule: messenger RNA, 1155 nt
Organism: Scleropages formosus (Asian bonytongue)
Lineage: Eukaryota; Metazoa; Chordata; Actinopteri; Osteoglossiformes; Osteoglossidae
Product: vertebrate ancient opsin-like
Exons: 5
Coding region: 1-1155 (384 amino acids)
Biological process (GO): G protein-coupled receptor signaling pathway; visual perception
Cellular component (GO): membrane
Molecular function (GO): G protein-coupled receptor activity
Source: RefSeq, a predicted model, not a curated record